AUGCUCACAUGGAUUCAUAGGACUGCAACUAGACUUGAUUUUGAAGUGGUUAUAGGAAGAUCAGAUAAUGAUUCGGAAAGAAGAAACGCUUUUGUAACUUUGUUGUGCGAAAGAAGAGGGAAAUAUCAUACUCCUCUACGGAAGUUUAAAAGAGACGACACCGAUAGUAGAAAAUAUGAAUGUCCUUUUAAGAUUCGUGGUUACAUGUUGAGUACCAAAAAGUGGGAAUUUAGUGUUAUUUUUUGUUUGCAUAACCAUGAAUUGUGCUUAAAGUUACAAGGUCAUCCUACUGUAUGUCAGCUCAAGCCAGAAGAGAAGACAUGUAUUAGUGACAUGAUAUUGAAUCUUGUCCAAUCGAAAAAUAUACUUGCCACAUUGAAACGGAAGGAACCCGACAAUAUGUCAAAUAUAAGGCAAGUGUAUAACAUUCGGUACUGCACCAACAAGGAGAUUAGGGGAGAUAUAAGUGAGAUGCAACAACUGUUGAAAUUAUUGAAUGAUAACAGUUAUGUGUCCCGGUACAGAACUUACGACGAUGGAGUUAGGGUCCGAGAUGUUUUUUAG
Lathyrus sativus (Indian pea) is the source of this 564-nucleotide messenger RNA. The record is from the annotation of a GenBank genome assembly. NCBI's taxonomy places the organism in Eukaryota, Viridiplantae, Streptophyta, Magnoliopsida, Fabales, Fabaceae.